Messenger RNA from Rubroshorea leprosula, 2343 nucleotides. The record is from the annotation of a GenBank genome assembly. Lineage: Eukaryota; Viridiplantae; Streptophyta; Magnoliopsida; Malvales; Dipterocarpaceae.
ACUUCCUCUGUGGAAUACAGCCUUUCCCUUUUGAUCCCCUGAAUAGCGGUUUCCUGAGCGGGUUCCCGAUCUACCAAAUCGGUCGUCUUCAGUUUUCUGUUAGAAAUUUUCAAUCUUUAUUAAAAAGGAAAAAAGGGGUCUUCUUCAAUGGAAAAGGAGAAUCUUUUGCAUUCUGUUCAUGAGAAAAGAAUAGAAACCCUUUUCCACACCAAUCUCCUUGCUGAACCUGUCAGCACAGUGUCAGAAUCUGAGGUUGUGCCCAAAUUGGCUGAGCAAGAUGUGGAUUCUGCAAAAGAUGGACUACCAUCUGAUUCAGUGUCUGUUAUCUCUUCAGCAGAUGCUACUUGCGGCAUGAAAGGUGAGAGUCCUCGAGGUUUGGAUGGAGAGCAGGGUGUCAAUCCACCUACUAGCUGUUACAAUUAUUACUACCCAGGAUACAAUGGGCCCUUUGCUCAACUUGAUGAUAAUGGUUAUUUUAUUACAGAUGGUCCACGUACAGAUAUGCCGUCAGAAAAUGGUCCGCUGGUCUAUUAUUUGCCAGGCUACAGUCCAUAUGCAAAUGGCACUGUAAUGGGUGUUGAUGGGCAAAAUGUGGGUCAACAACCAUAUUUUUCUUCAGGAUUUCUCCAUUCUCCUGUUUCUUAUGGAUCAGAUGCAUAUUCAUGGGAUUCUACAUAUUCUGGAGAUGUUUCCAAUAGAAAUCUUGACAGUUAUGGAAGUGGGAAAUAUGGUGCAGGUUCUACCACUUAUGCAAAGUCAAAUGGAUACAACUCUAUGAAAACAAAUGGCAAUCUUGGUGGCAAAUUAGCAAAGCCUGCUUAUGCACAAUCCUACAAACCAACAAGCAAGGUGCCUUUUUUUGUUUCUGAUCAAGGGGCAGGGUCCUUCAAGGGAUACCAAUCAGCAGGAAGAUACUCGUCAUUUAACAACCAAAAGGCAGGGGUUUACCCACAUAACAGUCCAAUGUACUACAGAUCGAAUGGAAGACAUUGGAAUCAAAAUGAUAGAUACAAAGCAUCCAACAGGAAUACUGAUUUUGAAAACUCACCCGAACCAACUCGUGGUCCUAGAGCCUAUGAGAAAACUGCUUCAUUAGACUCUUCCAUCAAGAGUGAAGAUCUGGGGCUAUCUGUACGGAGAGAUCAAUAUAAUCCUCCAGAUUUCCAAACUGAAUAUGAAAAUGCCAAGUUCUUUGUUAUCAAGUCCUAUAGUGAAGAUGAUAUCCAUAAGUGCAUUAAGUAUGAUGUGUGGUCAAGUACUCCAAAUGGCAAUAAGAAGCUAAAUGCAACUUACAAUGAUAUAGACGCAAAAGAAAGUGAAAAUGGUGCAGAAUGUCCCAUCUUUCUUUUUUUCUCGGUCAAUGGAAGUGGGCAGUUUGUUGGCUUAGCAGAGAUGGUUGGCCAGGUGGACUUUAAUAAAGACAUGGACUUUUGGCAACUUGACAAGUGGGUUGGUUUUUUCCCUGUUAAGUGGCACAUUAUAAAAGAUAUUCCUAACAAUGAGCUGCGGCACAUCAUCCUAGAAAACAAUGAUAACAAGCCAGUAACUUUUAGCAGGGACACUCAAGAGAUUGGUCUCAAGCAAGGCUUAGAAAUGCUGAAAAUUUUUAGUAGUUACACUGCAAAAACAUCAUUGCUAGAUGACUUCAGCUUCUAUGAACAUCGACAGAAAUCUCUUAAUAACAAAAAGUACACCAAGCCUGCUACUCUACGAAUGGAAGUAUACGAGAGCAAUGAUUUCACUAAGCAAAGAAAAGCUGGUGAAAGGAAAGUAGAAGAAGACUUAACAAGGAUCGAGAAAACUGUGGGUGGCACAUCUCUCAUCAAUCUUACAAAAAAUCUCUCCCUUAAUGGAGGUAGCCGCAACACAAAGAACAGUGCAGUAAAGAAUCCGAUAGAACAUUCGAUAGCUUCAUUAGCUGCACCAUAAGCAUUUUAGAGAUUCCAGGACCCAGAGAGGAAAAUCAGUUGAGUUGUACAUUGCUUUUCUUUCUAAAUUCAUCCAUAGCUGCAAGUGAUGAGCCCCAAGCUGAAGUGGGCAUUUGUUAAAGACAUUAAAGUUAGUUUCAUUUUCAUCAAUCAAAUUCUUUGUUUUUAUCUUUCUAUCUAUGCUUGGAAACUGUCUCUCACCUAUUACCUCGAUAAUCAUGGUUCUUCCAUUUGUUAACAUGUAAUGAAUUGCUUAGGCUUUGCUGAUUAGUUUUAUAGCUCCGAAGAGUUCAGAAUGCAAAAAGAGUGACUGCUUCUGCAAAAUCCAUGGCUUCAUAUUGUUGUUCUCUUAGUUUCUGGAAAGUAAUUCUCCAGAAUGAAGAAACAGAAAGCUUACUAAAACUAAGUUUGUGAU